AGUUUCUUCAGAUCCGAAGAAAAAGGUAAGAAAUAUUAAUAUAUCCUUUUGAUUCAACAACAAAAGCAAAAAGUAAGAGUCAUAGGUUACAGUAAUAAAACUCUUCAGGUGAAAUUAAGGACAAAGGAGAGAGAAAACAAAAAGGACUUUUGGCAGAGGACGGUUUGGAGAGAGAAACAAGAAAGAUUUUGCUUUCUGUAUAUAGAGUGGGAGUUGAGUGUAAGCAUGGAAGAAAAGCUAGAAGUGAAAGUGUAAUUUUGCCUCUUGGUUGAUUAUUUCUUUUUUUCAUCUUAAAUUUUCCGUAAAUUCAUGAUUUGCUUUGAGUUUUUAUUUGAAAAGUUGAGUACUUUUGGGUGAGAAGUGGAAGAGCAGAGAAUCUGGAGGAGGGUUUUCAAUUUUUUGUAGAGAAGAGUUCAUUUUGUCCAUGUAGUCUUAGUUUCUUGGAAAAGAUUUUGUGGGCUUCUUGCACUGAGAUGAAGAGUUUUUAGCAGAGCGGUCAGAUUGAAGAAAACGGGAUUUUCUGGGUUCCGUACAAGGAUCAUUUGUUUUCAGACAAUUGGGAUUCUGAUUUUCCAAGAUUAGGAGUUUGGUUUUCUAGGAAAAAUGUGUUUUUUGGUGUUCCUUCAGAUGGGAUUGUUUGCCUGCCGGUGACAAUUACUCAUUUACUUAUUAUGUCUGCAAGAGAGGACACGGACUGAAUUCUGGGUUUUGAUUGUUGUGGUGUAAAAUUCUUGGUUCCAAUGAUUACCUUUAUAGAAUCCAAAGGGAAAAUGAAAGAAACAGAGAAAUGUUUGGAUUCUCAUUUGUGGCAUGCCUGCGCGGGUAGCAUGGUGCAAAUGCCGCCGGUAAAUUCUAAGGUGUUUUACUUUCCUCAAGGUCAUUUAGAGCAUGCUUGUGUGAAAGUUGAUAUUGGGAAUUAUCCUACUUUUCCAUCUUAUAUACCCUGUAAAGUAUCUGCGGUUAAGUUCAUGGCAGAUCCUGAGACUGAUGAGGUUUUUGUGAAAAUUCGAUUGGUCCCGAUUGCUGGGAAUGAAGUUGAUUUUGAUAAUGAUGGGGCUAUUAGGCUCAAUGGUACUGAGAAUCAAGACAAGCCAACGUCGUUUGCAAAGACGUUAACUCAGUCGGAUGCAAACAAUGGUGGAGGAUUUUCAGUGCCUAGGUAUUGUGCUGAGACAAUUUUUCCUCGGCUAGACUACUCUGCAGAUCCUCCGGUUCAGACUAUUCUUGCAAAGGAUGUUCAUGGGGAGAUUUGGAAAUUCAGGCAUAUUUACAGAGGGACACCGAGGCGGCAUCUCUUGACAACUGGAUGGAGUAAUUUCGUAAACCAUAAGAAGCUUGUGGCAGGUGAUUCAAUUGUGUUUCUGAGGGCAGAAAACGGCGAUCUUUGUGUUGAAAUCAGACGUGCAAAGAGGGGAAUUGGUGGCGAACCUGAAAUGUCAUUGGGGUGGAGUCAAAUAGGUGGCAAAGGCAUUGUGCCAUGUGGAGGAUUUCAAGCACUUCUGAGUAAGAAGGAGAGCAAUUUGACUAGAAACAGGAACGAAAAUGAGGGCGGGAGUUUGAUAAGCAGGGGACAGGUGAAGGCAGAAGACGUGAUUGAAGCUGCAACUCUUGCUGCCAGUGGACAACCCUUUGAUGUGGUUUACUAUCCUCGAGCUAGCACUCCCGAGUUCUGUGUAAAGGCCUCUCUCGUAAAGGCAGCAAUGCAAAUACAUUGGUGCUCAGGGAUGAGGUUCAAGAUGGCCUUUGAGACGGAGGAUUCAUCGCGUAUAAGUUGGUUCAUGGGAACCAUAUCAUCAGUCCAAGUUAUUGAUCCCAUUCGAUGGCCUAAUUCGCCUUGGAGGCUUCUCCAGGUGAGAUGGGAUGAGCCUGAUUUACUUCAAAAUGUGAAACGCGUGAGCCCAUGGCUGGUGGAAUUAGUAUCAAACAUGCCCACCAUCGAUCUCUCACCUUUCUCACCUCCACAUAAGAAAUUGAGACUCCAGCAGAAUCCAGAUUUCCCUCUAGACGGACAACUUCCUUUGCCAGCAUUUUGCGGCAACCACGUUCGUAGGUCUGGCAACCACUUGGGUUGUCUUGCCGACAAGACUCCUGCUGGCAUGCAGGGAGCCAGGCAUGCUCAAUAUGGUUUAUCAUUAUCAGAUCUCAACCUCAUUACACUGCAAUCAGGUUUGUUUCCUGUUGGUUUUCUGCCUCGCGAUGGAGCUUCCGUAUCUAGUGGAGACCCCAAUUCCGUCACCCUCAAGCCUGGCAGUAAUGAAAAUACUACUAGUCUUCUAACCAUGGGAAAUUCAGCUCAGGGAUCAAGAGAAAAAUCCCAUAAUGAGAAGUCAGCCCCAUUUUUGCUUUUUGGUCAGCCAAUAAUUGUCAAGAAACAGAGUAGCUCCAGCGACACUGUCUCCACCAUCCCUGCUGACAAUAAUUCUUCCGAUUGCAAUGCUGAUAGAAUUGGAAAUACUUGUGAUAGAUCCAUUUCCACUUUUCAUCGGAGUGAUGUCCCCGAGCGCUCUUCUUGUGAAGUAUUUCAAUCGGAACUAAGGUUAGAGAUUGAGCACUGCAAAGUUUUCAUGGAAUCCAAGGACGUGGGCCGGACUCUUGAUCUUUCUCUGCUCGGUUCCUAUGAAGAGCUGCACAGGAAAUUGACAGACAUGUUCGGGAAUGAAAUUUCGGAAACUCCGAAUCAUGUCCACUAUCGAGACACCGCAGGAGUAGUCCGGCAACUUGGUGACGAACCAUUUAGUAACUUCAUGAAAACGGCGAGAAGGUUGACAAUUGUUGCUGAUUCAAGCAGUGACAACGUAGGUGCUUAGAUCCGUGUUCUAACCGUAAUGUUGAGUUUGGAAUUUGUUCCUUGUUGGGAACAUGACAGAAUGAAAUUUUGUCCUUGGGAUCCAACAUAAAUUUAGGAAUAUGUUUGGGAUAUCUAAUGUUGGUUGUUUUUCUAGUGUUUGUGCAGGCAAUUAAUCCCCAUAAUCAACAAACAGUUGAAACAUUAUUAAUAGUUUUAUGUUUGGAACAAAAGUCAUAUGGUUACUAUCU
Messenger RNA from Sesamum indicum (sesame), 3036 nucleotides. Its product is annotated as auxin response factor 18. The record is from RefSeq and is a predicted model, not a curated record. Gene Ontology annotation, cellular component: nucleus. Gene Ontology annotation, molecular function: DNA binding. Gene Ontology annotation, biological process: regulation of DNA-templated transcription; response to hormone. Lineage: Eukaryota; Viridiplantae; Streptophyta; Magnoliopsida; Lamiales; Pedaliaceae.